AUGUCAACUGCCCAAUCCGAGUCGUUCCCGUUUUUGAGACUUCCCACGGAGAUACGUUUACUUGUCUAUGAACACCUACCGCGUCAGGUCAAGCACACUGAAGUCUCUAUAGACGGUUUUGUCGCCAUCUUGGUCACACGGCACUUGCCCACAGCUAUACUACGUACUAGCAAGCUGAUUUGCGCAGAAGUCCGACCCAUUAUCCAAAGGCUGAUACAAGAGUUCAUUGAAGAAUCGCAAACGAAGAUCAUCGAAUUCAGCAAGAGUGGUUCCAAGAUGAGACAUUGCAAGAUACUGGAGUGCUUGACGACGCAAAUACCCAGAGAACGUAAUGCAGUGGAAGGCCUUGAAGACUACGACAUCCAAGCUAUUCUUAGACGAACACCAGAGACGAGAAAGCUUCAGUCUACGGACCCAGCAUUGUCGCCUAAUGUCGCUCGUUUCAUGCACCAAGCCGCCAGGUCAAGGUAUCGCUCUGCAGAGCUCACCCCUGCGUCUUCCGAGAAGUCUUGGAACAACACGGUCGUGACGGUGCACGUUACUCAUACCAAUUUCAAAGACGACGAUCAACUUUGGUUUGUUUGUGAGACCAAUCACAGACAUAUUCGGCAUAUGUAUCAUCAUGAAAAGAUGGCCCUGCUUCCGAAUCACAUCUGGAUCCUGGAUGGCGGCGAUGUACAAUUGGCAGAAGGUGCCACUUUGGAAUCGGCUACUGACACGGUUCCAAUUUUAUGGUCCGAUGGCUACGACCGGUGGGGUAACAGAACGCGGGGUGUGGAGGCAUCAUGGGGACCGGCCAUGAGUCAAGAGGACUGGGCCGCAAAUUGGCUACCUUCGUAA
Alternaria arborescens is the source of this 840-nucleotide messenger RNA. RefSeq lists its product as hypothetical. Lineage: Eukaryota; Fungi; Ascomycota; Dothideomycetes; Pleosporales; Pleosporaceae. The record is from RefSeq and is a predicted model, not a curated record. The transcript has a single exon. The coding region runs from base 1 to 840 and encodes 279 amino acids.